UUUUCGCUCAAAUUUAUUAAAUGAAAUUGAAAAAUUAGACCUUAAUCUCRGGAACAAAAGGUUUAGACAUGAAAUGCAAAUGGUAUAAGGCAACAAAGGAAGAAAAGUAAUAUAUUGCGGUCUUGUAUUUGACUGAUGUCCUCAUCUCGCAUGUAUUAGCAAAGGCGUYAAAUUCUCGAAAAAGCAAUCUACAAAGUGAAUUUAAAAUUGUGGAAAGAUAUAAACUUAUUUUACAGAAAAAGGACAGCGACCAAAGUGCUGCAGUAAAGAGACUCGUCAACAGCUGCCAGCGAAGACACUAAGUGAGACCACAACUAACCACCGUUUUGAAAAGAAAAGAAAAAAGCUGCCAAGUUAAACAAUUCCAAGUAAGACAGUAUAUUUCAAUCGGACCAUGAAACGCCACAGCAAAGAAUCAACAGAAAUGACAUCGAUUGAAGAUGGCAAUGUUAAUGGUUACGUUCACAAUUACGAUCUYUGYGACGCCACRAAACUCAAGACAGCAUUAAAACCUCUGUUUACAUCAAUGAGAAUUGUGGGAGCUGUGUACGGUGAUGUCUUUCACGCUUGCCGCUUAAAACCUAAUUCUGUGCGACCUUCUGCUAAAGCUUUUGAUUAUGAUGUCCAGCAACAAACUUCGUAYACGAGUCAAGGAAAGGGCUGGCGCCAUAAUUUGGGUUUCUGCUUCAGUAUCCUUGUCGCUKUKAUGAUUCUWKCRGGCUGUGUUCACCAAGUUUAUGAAGCAAUCAUGUCCCACAGCAUGAUGGACGUUAUGACUCGAGUUUUUCUACUUCUUUGGGUAACACUCUGCUUGCUUCAGCACCUYAUCUGCAUGUUCRUCACGUCGCAUAGGACUAAGAAAAACCCGCUUAACAGGUUUGACAAGCUAGUUAAAGCUAUACUGUCAGUUAGAGCGGCAAGUGUUUUAAGGACAAGAAGCUGUGUAAGAUAUACCGUUCUAUUUGGCUGGAUUUAUUAUAUUGUAAACAUAAUUGUUGUCUUKUUUGGGACUCACAAUCCUGACCAUSAUACUCGUACUAGCAUACGAGCCGUAUUCAUGGGAAAGUCAAAUUUGACUGUUGMCAAUAUCGAUGGCAUUAUUUAUGCUUAUACCAUCGCGAUUCCAUUCAUGUGUGGCGCUUGGACAAUUCCGACUUGCUUCUAUAUAUCAUUAUGCCUCUUAGUGGCUGGAUUUUUCAACGAUCUCUUUGAAAGAGCUUCCUAYKCUAUCUUGGAAAAGAAGAGCAUUAACUUGCAAGAUCUUCGGCGAGAAUAUGUUCGUCUAUGCAACGUGCUGUCCGCUUUAAAUGACUUGCUGUCACCUCUUGGGAUGUCGAUGUUCUCAGUUUAUAUCCCUCUUAUAUGUCUUAACAUUAAUGUUUGCAUCCAGACGUUCGACGAAGACUCGGUCAUCAAUCGAGUAGCGUAUAUUUUCUGGAUAACUGGAAAUAUUAUAACUCUUCUUGUCAUCUCCAUAUGUGGUGCCCAGGUUAACAAUUCGGCUUGUCGCUUGUCAGAAGUUCUUUAUAACAUCGAUGCCCAGGAACUGGACAAAAAAAGCGAGCUCGAGCUGAUGCUACUUUUGUCCAACUUAAAUACCAACUACGCGGGWCUUACCGUGGGAGGUCUGGUGACUAUAACCAAAGAAAUGAUUUUGACGAUUUUUGGGACCAUCGUUGGAUACCUUACAAUUCUCAUUCAAUUUAAAUGAGACCGAAUGACAUGCUAAGAAAUGUAUGGGUAAUAACUCAUGCAAGCUUCAUGCAAUACGUUCGAAAAAAUUCCAGAAAACAUGACAUGGCCUGUCGUUUCAUUAAAACAAUAAAGAUAAUACUAUAUUCAAGCGGGGACAGCUUCAAUAGAUUGCUCCUACUCAUGCCAUGCAAUAAAAUCUUGUUGUUA
Messenger RNA from Exaiptasia diaphana, 1902 nucleotides. RefSeq lists its product as uncharacterized. NCBI's taxonomy places the organism in Eukaryota, Metazoa, Cnidaria, Anthozoa, Actiniaria, Aiptasiidae. Bases 395 to 1711 code for a protein of 438 amino acids. Gene Ontology annotation, cellular component: membrane. The transcript has 7 exons. The record is from RefSeq and is a predicted model, not a curated record. Gene Ontology annotation, biological process: sensory perception of taste.